Messenger RNA from Rhagoletis zephyria (snowberry fruit fly), 6087 nucleotides. RefSeq lists its product as uncharacterized. Gene Ontology annotation, molecular function: protein binding. NCBI's taxonomy places the organism in Eukaryota, Metazoa, Arthropoda, Insecta, Diptera, Tephritidae. The record is from RefSeq and is a predicted model, not a curated record.
CUGCCGUCCAUAUACACCACAAACACAAACACACACACACACACCCAUACACGUGCCGCUAACGUAACGCAUAUGGAUCGCAACAUUUUGUACUAAACUAAAAAGUUUACGUGCGCGCGCACAAACCGCUCUCUACGACCUUCCACUCUACUUGUAUGCUCAUAGUCUUACACGAUUGUGCUUGCACCGGUGUGUGUGCGUUAAUAGCAAUUACAUACGUAUUCGUACAUUUCCAUAAGCAAAUAUAUACUUACGUACAAACAUAAAUUCCUACAAGAAAACGCCGAAAUAGUCGAAGUUGUAAUACCGCUAAUCAAAAACGAAAAAAAAACAACAGUAAAUAGUGAAAAAAUCAUUUUACUAACCUUAAUACAACAAAACAAAAAAAAAGAUUAUCAAAUAAACAAAAUACAAAAACCUCAACCAACAGAGAAGACACCGAUUUGUUGCAGUAGAAAGAAGCAGCAGCAGCAGCAGCAGCAGCAGCAACCGUGGCCGUAGGGGCAGUUUGCGCAUCUCGACAUGGCGUACACACGACGACAACCUGCUCGAAACGCUUUAACGGUUAAGCGUGGCUUAGUGAUAUUUCUUAUUCUGGUGGUGAAUUGUGCGCUACAAAUAGAAGCACAGCAGCCACGCGAACCGAGAUUGGGCUCCAGGUGCCAACAUGAUAUGGAUUGCACGGAUUUCAUUAAGGGUAGCGCCUGUUCGGCGAGUGGCUAUUGCGAGUGUGCACCCUACUAUGUGCAAUACAAUGCCACCAGCUGUCUAUCAUCACAACUUCUGGGUGGCGACUGCGUUCUGAAUGACCAAUGCACAAUGAAGGUGGCCAACAGCAGCUGCUUGGAUGGCGCCUGUCGCUGUGUUGAGGGUUUCCUGCAGUUCCGCAAGCAUACCUGUCUUGGACCGGCUCUGCCUGGUGCCGUCUGCUACAGUCAUGCCCACUGUCAAAUGUUUGACACACGUUCACACUGCGAUUUCCUUAUACCAAAUCUCUUUGGCCGUUGUCAAUGCACCUCGCACAAAUUGGUAGGCGGCUUCUGUAUGGAGGGUCACGUAGCAGUGCCAACGGAAGCGCCAGUGACGACUACAGCACCUAUCAGUACUUCAAGUAGCAGCACAACAACAACAACCACCACUACCACCGCACCACCGACGCCAGCAGCCACAGAGCUGGCAGCCGCACCCAUUCUACCUGCAGUUGAACCCGUGCGCUACGACAGUGUUGAGGAGCAGACGACAUCCGAGGAAAAGUCAGAUUCCCCAGCUAAUUCUGAUGCUGAUAUGGAAUCGCCAACAACCACAUUGCAACAUCUAUUAACACCAGCAGCAGCCGAUGAGCAUUCGCAAGCACUGGCAGCCGAUGAAAUUUUGCCACAAGAAACCACGCCUGCCGUAGACGAUUAUCCGUAUAAGAUCGAAGAUGAAUAUGAUGGUGAAGAAGCAAAUCAACAACAACACCAGCAAAUUGAUGAAGAACACCAAGAACACGUAGGCGAAACACCGCAGCAUGUCGAAGAACAAUCGGCACAAAUCGAACAGCAACUGGACCAUUUGGUGGAAGCGCAGGAGCAGUCAAAUAUUGUUGACGCAGAUACUGAGAGAGAACCAUCAGUGCCGCAGACUGGUGACGAGGUUCAGAAUAUUGUUGCAGAUGCCGAAGUUGCAGAGACAGUGCACGAUAAUGUUGGCAUUGCUUCACACCCCAUCGACGAAUAUGAAACCGAAAAAUCUCAAGUGGAAGAAGAAAAACACAAUGAAGCUGAGCGCAUUGUAGAUGGACAACCUUUGGAAUGGUUACAACCACCUGCAUUAGAAGCACCAAGUAACCAAGGUGGUGUUGCUGGGCAAGAAACGCCGCUGGCUGCAGAGCAAGAACUCCAAAUUGGCGAAGCACAGCAAGUUGUGGACGCACCCGCGUUUAAUGAACCAGAGCAUCCGGAGGAGAACAUAAACCAAGAGCAACAGCACAGCGAAACGGAUACUGUGGCUGAGGUUCUCACACCGCCAAAAGAAGUGGGACACAUUGCCGAAGUAGUACCAGAUCAGCAAAUUGCUCCUGUUGCGCCUGAGGAAGUAGAUAAUUACGAGCAGGAGGCUAGUGAAAAUGAACAAAACCUCGAGUCAGUGCCACAGGCGCAAGGCGAAGAGGAGAGCGCUGCUUUUGGCCCAGCGCAAAGCCAACACAGUGCCGAUGGGCUGCCAAUAGGCACAACAGCACCCCAUGAGGCUACUGAAGCACCACCAAACGAAUUGCCCUCUGAUAACCAGUACGUAGAUUUCCACCACGAAUUGGACAUGUACGAAGAUGUCGAACAGGAAGGCGAACAUACGGGAGACGAUGGUGCAACAAUAGUCGACGAUACCAUGAAAUUUGAUUACGAGACAGCUCAGGAGGAAUUCAAUGCAGAAAACACUGAUGGGCCAGAUGGUAAUGAGUCGAUUGAUAUAACUGAAUCUCCUAAUUGGGCACAAGCACCUGAGAACACGCCCGCUAACCCACCUGUCCCCUCAGAAUUCGUCUUACCUCCUCAAGCACCGCUGCCUGAUGCUCAUGAAGAUAAUCAGAGCGAAGAGAAAAUCAAUCAACAGCAUGAAACUGAAAGUGAGACAGAUGUACAGCAUCAGCAACAGCAACAACCGCAGGCGGAAGAAAGUGCACCCGUCGUGGCGGUAGAAGAUGCUGAAAGAGCAGAAAUUGAAAGUGCAGCAGCUGGCGAUGACUUAACCGCAGCCAACAGUGAAGCGGAGACAGCGCUUGAUGAGCAAGAACACAGUGGCAAUAUACAGAGCAGCAAUGACGAUUACCAACACCAAGACAAACCCGUUGCGCCUGAAGAAGUAGCAAUAACGGAACAAAUUGCACAAGAAUCGCAGCCAGAAAUCGCUUACGCACCUGAGGGCUUGAAGCCACAAUCAAGUGACGCUGCGCAAACCGUGAACGAAACUCAGCCGGCCACAAAUGAUGGCGCAAUUGCCGCUGGUCAACUCGAUGCGCCAGCUAGUGGGUACAAUUUAGAGGACGAGACCGACAAGCAGCAGACUGAAGAGCAAAAUACUGGGGACGAAGACGUUGCCGGUUCGGUUGGAGCUGUGACUGAGGAAACUGUUGCGGCUGACAGCGAUGUUGCGGCCAGUGAACUAGUACAGCAGCAGAUCGUGAAUGAAGAACUUUCGCAUGGCAUAAUAAAUGAAGCCGAACAAGCGACAGUUGGGGCGCAGGCUGAUCAAAUAGAGGUGCAGGAGGCGCCACAGCAAUUGAGUGCCGCCGAGCAAAUAGUUGCGCAAACUGAGCCAGCUCAGCCAAUCAACAGCGAGCACGUAGAAGACCAAGUGGUGGAAGAGGCGGUAGUCGAAGAAACGAUUGCAACAACAGCAGUGCCGUUAAUCCAAGAGACUGAAUCUGAGACUGAGACUGAUGGUAUACACGAAAAUGGUCCCGUGGUGCAGGCGGAGCCUGACGCUGCAGAUGUGAACGAAAACGACAAUCAAAUUGCAGAAAGUGAAGCUCAUACGGAGCGAUUCGUUUUGAGCGGUGAAGAUGUUGGAAGUAAGCCUGUCGUAGACAAUGAAGAGGCUGCGCAUACGGAACAGGAUAACGCAAUUCUACAAGAUGUUGGUAGCGAGAAGGAGUCACCAGUGCAAGAGACUCCGUUAAAAUUAGACAGUGAAAAUGAACAGUUAAGUGGCGUUGAAGAUGGUGGAUCGACUGAUCAGACAAACCCGGUGGAGGAUACAAUACCUGACAUUGCAGUGUCGGAAAGCACCAUUGACGAGAGCAAGCCUAUAGAAGAUCCAAAUCAGUUCGAAGAAGCCAACAAUAUCGUUGAAACCGAUUCGCUGGUGCCAGAUAGUCAAACUGAGCACACUAACCACGUUGAAGAAACCGAUCCAGUUGAAGCCGACAAUUCUAUUGACUCAAAUGAAGAAGCUGCAAACCUUUCGGAGUCUUCAGUGGAACUUUCACUUGACGAAAAUGUAAAUAAAGAUGCUACCGCCUCCUUAUCAGAUACGGACUAUCCCAAUUUCGACAGUUUCGAAAUGCUUAACAGCGCACAGCAAAAGCCGCAAGAGCACACCAAUGAACUGCACCACAUCGUCGAGCAUACGGAUAUUGACAACGAAUCAUUUGAGGAAAAUGAAUCAAUCGCUGACAUACUGAGUGAUCUGAUGUCUGAGGACGUAACUACAAUCACACCAUUGGAGUCCGUCACAGAAGUGGAAGGUAUUCGUUCGAAAGAAGACGUUAACACACAAGGAGUAGAAAGUAUUACCACACAGCCAGCGCAAGCAGCGGAACAUGUGCCAGAUUUGGUUGCAGCGGAUACGAAUGUGGCCGAGGAGAAACUAGCCGAACAGACACCAAACGCGGAAACAACGGAAGCACAAAAAGAAAAUGGUGGCAAUGACAAGCUGAUAACAUUCUAUCCAGAAGUCGAGGACUUGAGUGAGCAUGCACACAAUCACAUUGAAGCACAGAAUGAAGCCGAAGCAGAGCAAACCACGCGCGUGCCACUGAUAUCAGCAGAUAUCAGCACUCAAGGAAAUGAGGAAUUUGAAGUUACGGAUCACACUUUAUCGCCCGAAGAGUUGCCUUUCGAUUUAACGUCGCUUGACGAUAUACAACCACAAGAAUUGGAAUCGGAUAGUUUGGUGCUGGAGAGCACCACAGUACCAGCCGCGGCGCAAGCAGAAGAUGAAGAGGAAGCUUCUGGCGCCGGAGCGCCGGAUGUCACACGUAAUGAGGAGGCCACAGCAACGCCUGAUGAUAUUACUGAAAUCACUACGCAGACUAUGUUGGGCUUGGCAAGUCGAGUGACGCUGAUGGAACCGGCAGCGCCUAUAGCUACAACACUUAAGCCACUGAUGACGGAGACCACGCCAGAAAGUGAGGCCACACCAGAACCCGUAAAGGAGUUGCCUGGUACAGAAAAUGUGCUGACAGCCAAACCAAUCACAGAAAUACGUAAACGUGUCGAAUUGGGCACGGAGGCAGUUUCACUUGGACUUGCGUGCAUGAACGACCGACAAUGUCAGUUGGCCGAUCCAAAUGCAGUUUGCAAUGCGCGUGGUGUAUGCGAUUGCAACUUGGCUGAGCCGGCAGCGGAAGUGCAAUGUAGCGCACAGCGAACGGGUUGCGCACCCGGAACUUUCCAGUGUCGUUCGUCGGGCGUUUGUAUAUCGUGGUUCUUUGUGUGCGACGGCCGACCGGACUGCAAUGAUGACUCAGACGAAGAGUGCACAUUCAAUGCCCGCUUGAAUCAAACCUGCCCAGUAGAAGCUUUUCAAUGUGAGCGCAGCGGUCGCUGCAUUUCACGUGCCGCACGUUGUGAUGGACGCAAACAGUGCCCGCAUGGUGAGGAUGAGUUGGGUUGUAACGCACUGAGGGCGGGCGAAUGUCCGCCACACACUUUCCGUUGCAAGAGUGGCGAAUGCCUGCCCGAAUAUGAAUACUGCAAUGCGAUCAUUUCUUGCCGCGAUGGCAGCGAUGAGCCACCACAUUUGUGCGGGUCGCGUUCGAUGCCGACCUUCUUCCUGCGUCUGCUGAAUGCCGGUGGCCUGCUGGAGAAUGAGGACGCCUAUUGCCCGCAUCGUUGCAGCAAUGGCCGCUGCCGCUCGACGGCGAUUGUUUGUUCGGGCAGAGAUGGUUGCGGUGAUGGAACCGAUGAGCAGACAUGCUCCGUUUGUAGAUGUCCUGCACCCAACAGCAACAGUUUGUCUAAUUACCUUACCAGACAUCGUCCAAUGCCUUUAUGGUAGAGCCAUGCAUACGAAAUUGAAGAAUAGCAACGAUGAACAUAGUCCCGAAAUGAAGGAUUAAUUUUGGAAAUCCUUACGCAAACGGGGGAAGUCGAGUUUUUGGCGGUGUUUUUUCGGAAGUGUGGUCGAAAAUUUGUAGCUUUGUGCCUAUUUCAGGCGCGCCGCAUUAACAUACUGCCGGAUAACGACAACGAUUUUGAUUUUCCAUGCGCCUAAAAUUAGUUCUUAAGCUUAUUUAUUCUAUUCAUAAAUCUAUGUAUGUCUAAUCAUUACGUUUAAUUACUUCGAAGCAAUUGCCGCCUUGCUGGCGAGGAGGUUGCAAACAAA